This is a messenger RNA of Thecamonas trahens ATCC 50062, 2974 nucleotides long. RefSeq lists its product as uncharacterized. NCBI's taxonomy places the organism in Eukaryota, Apusomonadida, Apusomonadidae. Bases 98 to 2974 code for a protein of 958 amino acids. The record is from RefSeq and is a predicted model, not a curated record. The transcript has 3 exons.
GGGAGGAGCCGUUCAGCACACGUCAUCAGGCCAUCAUUAGUCACACAACAAUUGUGAUGUUAUUGGCUGUUACGAGGCCAUUGGCAACAACCGUGACAUGAUCGAUUGCUACAAGGCCAUGCAGGUCAACAUCACGGGCAACGAUCGCGACGUGAUUGGUUGUUACGAGGCCAUUGGCAACAAUCGCGACAUGAUUGGUUGUUACGAGGCCGUUGACAACAAGCGCAACAUAAUCGACUGCGCGCUCCGUGGCCUUCCCUUGCAGGCGCUGAUCAUCCGAAGCACCGGUCGCCUGGUGUCGCAUACCGCGCUGAUGUCACACUUGCUGAAGAACGAAGACGAGGCAGCACCAAGCGGCGACUCAUUCGUCGUCUACCUCAUCGAUCCGACGUUCUGGGCCCGGCCGGUGCCGCGCAUCGAGGAGACCAUUGCGCCGCUCCUUAGCCGCACCGAGGAGCUUAGGACGGCUGCUGAGACUGUGGUGUUAUGGGACGAUGGUGAGUGUGACGAAGAGUGUGAUGACGACCGUGGCAUCGCCCUCGACGUCCUCGGGAUGCACGCGAGCCGCAUGCUGGAGAACCUCCGCGCUGCGCUCCGAACCUCAAAGGCUGCGCUCGAGCAGGCGGACGAGGCGACACAGCGGCUGGAUCGGAUCCGUGCGGCUGUCGAUGCACACUCCGCCUACACUGCCCGACGGGCACGUGCGAUGGCUCAGGCGCUCACCCUGCUCGAGCAGUCCCAGUCCGCCUUUGCACGGCUUGCGGAUCAUGUCAUGCCUCUUGUUGCGGACGGAUCGGUCCCGGACGACUCGAUGCUGGCUUAUGCGCAUGGUGCUGAUGCAGCGCAGACCAAGGCAUGGCGUGCUGAGCUCGUCAGCAGUAGCCGCGAGAUUGUGGCGCAGGCGGCGAUGGUGGCCACAGAGGGUGAGCAGUGGCUGGCUCGGGCGCGCGAUGUCGGGCCGGCAGAGCGGCCUGCACCCGGCCAUGCGAGCCACACCACGAGCCUGGACAACAUGAUCGAGGUGGUCGAGGGGGCGAACAUGGUAUACAAUGAUAUACACGCGCUCCCAACAACUGACCGCGAGGCUGCUGCCGCCGCUGCGGACAAGCUGCGCAUCCUGCACUCGGCCUCGCUUGGGCUCCACAAGGAGAUGGUGGCAAUGGGCCUGCAGCUGAGCGGAAAGGCGGCGGAGCUGAGCUCUGCGAUGGUGGCCGCAUGCGCGACAGUGGCAAAGGUGGCGCAGCUGAUGGCCAGUGGGCGCAGCAUUGCCGACUCGGCUGGCCAGCUCUGCGCUGCCCUCGACCACAAGACUGCGGAGCUGAGCAAGUUCGCGGUGUUGUGGAAGGUGCCUGCUCUGGCCUACCGCACCAUCUCGGGCAUUGCAGUCGGCAGCGAGGCGCUCCUUCCGCUUGUCGCUGAUCCGCUAGCGCCGGGGCCGGCGGCAGCCCCGAGUGACGUGACCAUGACUCUAUCGUGGCUCGACGGGCAGAUGUGUGCCUCGCUCGCCACCUCGCAGGUGACCGACUCGAUCAUUCACUGCGCUGCUGCGGCAGAUAGCUUGAGUAGCACUAGUGAUGGCGACUUUGCCGAUACCGACGUCGCCGCGCCGGACUUUGGUCUCAACUCCACGUAUGCCGUUGUCGAGUCGCCCGAGCACGACAUGGCCGCGCUCGCCGCCCACCACAACACCGAUCUGAUCCAGCUGGAGGCCUCGUUUGCCAACCACGUCGCGUGCCUGCAGGUUCUGGUUGAUGGCGACGACGAGACUGCCACAAAAUGCGUUGAAAUUGCUUCUGCCAGAGCGCGCAGCGCCGAGCUGCGCGCACGUCGCGCUGAGGCUGCUGCGGCAGCAGCAGCCGAGGCUUCCGCCAAGGCCAUCGCCAAGGCCAACAAGAUCGCCAAGUCUGCAUCACGCAAGCUCUCUCAGCGGCAGCAUGUCUCACCGACCUCGGCAGCCGAGCUGGAGCUUCGCGCCGUCAAGGCUGAGCGCCGUGCCAUGGAGGUGCAGCUUGCCGCUGCGCGCUCCCGAGAGGAGCAGCUUGUCCAGCAGGUUGCCGCCCUCCGUAAUCAGGUCAUGCAGGCACUGAUGAUUGACAGCAUCAGCGCACCCGUCCGCCCGCUUACCGCUACCAGUGCUGCCCUCGACCGGCACGCCUCAGACGCUCGGGCCCGCCAUGCCGCCCGGGCUGGGCUCACGCCCGACGCCCUCGCGCUCGCCGCCCGCACCCGCGGCAACGAGCUGCUCUCAUCUUCGCUGCAGCAGACUAGCCGCCGCCGCUCCUGCCGCUCACCCUCACCGCUUGCCCGCCGCGCCGCGUCGCACCGCAACCGGGACGUCGACGCAGCAGUCAACCGAUGGCGCGCCCGCUAUCCGCCCGCCCCGCCGCCUGCCGCGCCUGCUCUUGCUGCUGCGCGCUCGACCGCACUCUCGCCGUCUGCCGGCUGGGCUGCCUCGUCACGAGUCUGGGGCGCCAACCGGGCGCCGCGCGGCUACGCCUUUCGCUAUCGCCCGCCAGUUCGCCAUCCACCACCACGCACCGCUGCAGCCGCUCGCCAACGAUCGCGCUCGCUCUCGCCGAUCGCCCGCUGGGGCGAGGCUUUCCGCCUGGCUGCUGCAGAUUUUACUCACCUCCGCCCACAUCUCACCAACGACGCUCUUCGCGAGCCGCUCCACGUCCCGCCGCCUCCCGACCCGACCGGCAACGGCUAUGCUGCCACGUCGUCGCUGCUCCCGAUCGCGUCACCCACGCCCUCGCUGACCGCCACCCUAGGCUCGUAUGACUAUCGCUACGGCACCCACUCGGCCUUUGCAUCGUCGCUCUCGGCACUUGCUGCGCCCGUGGAUGGCUCACCGCUGCCCGAGUCGGCCUCUGUGCGGGCCUCGGACCCAGCCCGGGUCCUGAAUCACUCGCUCGAGUGCGCGCGCAGUCCGAGUCGCUCAAGCAUUUACAACCCGUACUGGCCGCAGCCGUAA